Molecule: messenger RNA, 2059 nt
Organism: Culex pipiens pallens (northern house mosquito)
Lineage: Eukaryota; Metazoa; Arthropoda; Insecta; Diptera; Culicidae
Product: pescadillo homolog
Exons: 3
Coding region: 175-1998 (607 amino acids)
Biological process (GO): maturation of LSU-rRNA from tricistronic rRNA transcript (SSU-rRNA, 5.8S rRNA, LSU-rRNA); ribosome biogenesis
Cellular component (GO): nucleolus; PeBoW complex
Molecular function (GO): RNA binding
Source: RefSeq, a predicted model, not a curated record
ACAAACGUGCUUCUUUUUGUGAGCCGCACCAAACGUGUUCGGUUCGGUUGUCGAUUGGUCGUUCGUUGUAAAUUUGUGAUUUCCAGCUGUAAAUACCUGGAAUUGGUGUUGUUUGAUACCGCUUCGGUUGCAAGGAUCGCCGGACUGCGUCCAGAAUCCUAAACACACGCCAAAAUGGUCAAACGAAAUCACAAGUUCCAAUCGGGCGAGGGUGCCCAGUACCUGACCCGGAAGGCAGCGAUGCGAAAGUUGCAGCUGUCGAUGCAGGACUUCCGUCGGUUGUGCAUCCUGAAGGGGAUCUACCCGCGGGAACCGAAGCACCGUGCGAUCGCCCAGCGGGGCAGCACCGACAUCAAGAUUCUGUACCACAAGAAGGACAUAACGUUCCUGCUGCACGAACCGAUCGUGUGGACACUGCGUGACCGUAAAAUCUUCAACCGACGAAUUGCGGCGGCCAAGGGCAAGGGGAACAAUCUGCUGAAGAAUGUGAGGAUGGCCAACUACCCGGAAAUCAAGCUGGACCACAUCAUCAAGGAACGCUUCCCAACGUUCGUGGACGCGAUUAAAGAGCUGGACGAUUGUAUGACGUUGCUGUUUCUGUUCAGUACGUUUCCGGCGAUGAAAACGGUCACGCGUGACAUUACGUCGAUGGCGCGUCGGUUGUCGAUCGAGUUCAUGCACUACUGCAUUGCGUCCAAGGCGCUGCGGAAGGUGUUUGUGUCGAUCAAGGGAUACUACUUCCAGGCGGAGAUCAAGGGCGAGCUGGUCACGUGGAUCGUGCCGCACUACUAUCCGUACCAGCCGCAGCGGAAGGAGUACGUUGAUUUCAAGAUCAUGAAAUCAUUCGCCGACUUUUUCACCGUGAUGGCGGGCUUCGUCAAUUUCCGUCUGUACAACUCUAUCAACCUGGUUUAUCCGCCGCAGUUCUCGGUGUCUCUCGAUUCCGAAGAAAGUCGCGCCAACGAGGACACUUUUAUUUCCGAGCGAAUCGCCGCGCUGAACUCGGACUUGCUGCGUUCGGAUCAGAUGGGCACGGAGGAGGAGGACGACCAGAUCGAUUUGGACUUGCUGGACGGCGAUAAGGACUCGGAGCAGGUGCGCAAGCUGCGAGAGGAUGCCGUCAGUUUGAACAAGCUGAAGAAUCUGUUCAAGGGACUAAAGUUCUUCAUUAACCGGGAAGUGCCACGAGAGCCGUUGGUGUUUAUUCUUCGAUGCUUCGGCGGCAGGGCGUCUUGGGACAGGAAUUUGUUCGUCGGAGCCACGUUCGACGAGUCGGACGAAACAAUCACGCACCAGAUUGUGGACAGACCGAGCCUGCCCAAGCAGUACAUUUCACGGGACUACGUCCAACCGCAGUGGAUCUUUGACUGUGUGAACCAGCGGAAGCUGCUUCCAGUCAACAAGUACCUCAUUGGGGCCGUUCUCCCCCCGCAUCUGUCACCGUUCAACCGGGAUGACGCCAUUUACGUUCCACCGGAGGAGGCCGCCCUGCGUGAUGGCGUUGAACUGGACGCCGGAGCUCGCAACGGCGAGGAAAGAAUUUCCGACGACGAGGACGAGGACGCCGAGCAGCGCCAGCAAGUUCAGCUGGAUUACGCACUGGUCAAGGCGUUCCGCGAGGAAAAGACCGAAGCACUCAACUCCGGCGCACCGGAAGAAGCCCCCGAGGAAGAAGAAGAUGAUGAAGAAGCCCCCGAGGAGGACGAGCAGACAAAGCAGAAGAACGAAAAGAAGAAAAAGAUGGCCGUGGUGAGUGGAAAGAUCUUCAAGGAGAACCCAAGCGAGCAGAAGAAGCUCACCAAGCAGGAGGAGGCGCUGCGGGCGAGGAUGGUCAAGUCUCGCCACAAGAAGCUGUACCGGAAGAUGCUGGAGAAGCAGAAGAAGCAAACGAAGGAGGCGAACCUGCUGAAGGAGAAGCGCCAGCAGAUCGACAAGAAGCAGCGAGUGGAGCAGACGCAGAAACGCAAAACGCAGAGGAAGGAAAUUUUGGCCAAGUAAUUUCGCUUCUUUUUUUUCGUGUUUUAUUAAGGUUUAAUAUACAUUUAACUAAGAUGUAAUG